Molecule: messenger RNA, 1114 nt
Organism: Culicoides brevitarsis
Lineage: Eukaryota; Metazoa; Arthropoda; Insecta; Diptera; Ceratopogonidae
Product: neurofilament medium polypeptide-like
Exons: 3
Coding region: 401-1114 (237 amino acids)
Source: RefSeq, a predicted model, not a curated record
ACAGAAAAAAAGUACACAAGACGUUUAUUUAGUGAAAGUGCACAUGCAAAAGGAAAGAAAUAAAAAAAAAAUGAAUAAUAAUAACAACAAAUGUAUUCAUUCAGUUGUCAAUCUCGGAAAACUUUUCUAAACACGUGAACGCAUGCCACUCAUUGCAUGUCAAGCGCGAGUGUAAAAAUAAUAAUAAUAAUAAUUGGAUUAUGCAUUGUGCAAUAAUAAAUAUAAAAUAUUUAUAGAAAAUCAUUUAAAUCCAUCCAAACUUUUCACAACAACAAAAAAGUUCCAGUUUUUCCGAUAUUUUAUUAAACAUUUUUUGGAUUAACUCUUUAAACACAUAAAAAAGAUCAAAUACUGAUGAGGUGCAAUUCCUAGCAGAGUUUCAAACAAACACACAAACGCAAUGGAGGAACCAAUCAAAGAUCCAUUGGAUGUCUCCACGGAGCUUGCUGAACGUGAAAAGCAGCAAGAAAAGCAAGACGUUGACGAAACGACGACGAAAAAAGUCGACGAACCAAAAUCUGAGGAGGAAAGUGAACAAAGACCGCAUUCGACGGAACUAGUCAUUGUCAAUCCCCCGGAAGAUGAUGUGAUAUCAGCAGAAAAAGUGGAAAAAUCUCCCGAAAAUAUCUCCCAGGAAAAGUCUCCCGUUCAAGAAGCAAAGGAAGAGGAGAAAGUCGUUGAGACUGUUGCAACAGACGCGAACAAAAAUGAAAUUGAAAAGAAAGAUUUGGCAACGAUGCCGAUCGAAAGUGUGGCGGAAACAGAGACGACAAUAAAAACGUCAGAAAAUGUCGAAACCACAUCAAAUGAAGAAACAACAGUGAAAGAUAUCGUUGAUAGUGGUGAGAAAAUAGUCGAAGAAGAAAAAAGUGAGAAGAAUGAAAAACACGAGACUGUUGAGAAUAGCAAAGAAAUUAACGACGUUGAAACAAAAGAAAAAGAGAACGAGUCGACGAAAGACGAUGAUAACGCCAAAAAUGAAGAAAAGUUACAAAGUAACUCGAAUUCGUCGGUAUUAGAGGAAAAGCAACAGAAACCAGAAGAAGAAACAGCGGCGGUUGCGAGUGAAAGUUGUACAACACCAAGAGUGAUGAUGGAAACAAAAGUGUCUUAA